Molecule: messenger RNA, 927 nt
Organism: Alternaria postmessia
Lineage: Eukaryota; Fungi; Ascomycota; Dothideomycetes; Pleosporales; Pleosporaceae
Exons: 4
Coding region: 1-927 (308 amino acids)
Source: RefSeq, a predicted model, not a curated record
AUGAAGGCUGGUCAUUCUAACUAUUCGCAUUCAAUGCAGCACGAGAUGAAAAAUCCACAUCGCACAUCGGAUGCUGGGUAUCUUCCGGUCGAAAUAACCCAGGAAGAACGCCUAUUCGAAUUCUACGAGCGGCAUCGUCAAUCGCAGCUUGAGUUUUGCUCUGCAUUUCAUGCAGCCCUGCCUCGUGAGCUGAGAGAUAUGGUUUAUGACCAGAUCGUUACCCCACACAAGCAACAUUACGUUCUGAAAGCGCAUGAAACCUUCAACGAUGAGACUGGAAAACUAGAACACCCUUUCUUCGAUGCUGAAAUAUCCAUGCCAGAAGAUCCUGGUAUGCGUAGCGACGUGUGGAAGUUCGUCGAGUACACGGGCGAAGCAGUGGGCAAAGAGAUAGCCGAGCACUGGUAUCGUACCGGUCGCUUCAAUUUUGAUCCCGAGGAUUGUCUGUUGAAGAGAUUUCUUACGACAGAUGUCUGGCACCGAGGGAUCGUCCCUGCAGACGUUGUUCAUUGGCUCCUCAUGAGUUUCAACCCUAUACCGUACAUUGUCCCUACUGAUUCCAUGGAGGCCGACCUGGAAAGCUUGUUCACGAUAUCAAACAAGAAUAGUGUCCUCGUUUUCAAAAUCGACAAGCAAAGAUAUCACGCUGCGUCGGGGAGUCGCGGCAUGUUAUCCAUGUUAGCGUUAAUCGCACCAUACGUUUAUCGUCUGCGCACUGAGGGCUUUAGCAGAGUGGCAGCGUAUCAAGACUUGAUCGAUCUGGAUAGCAAACCGUUCCCGUGGAAGUUCUGUCCAUGGGAUAUCACGUAUCUCUUUGAGAUGGAGCAGGAGGAAUUCGAAACAGUGUUUCGCAAGGAGUUUGGACGCGAUGAUGAACGAGAUAAAAGGAUCGCCGAAGUGAUCUCUAGACGUCCUGGUGUUGAAUAA